AUGAAGCCUCUUGUCAAUGAUCUGACGUCACCAUCUUUGCUUCUUGAAGGACGAAUCUCCCAAUGUCCGCCAGAAAAGUAUCUUGGGAACCGUAUCAGGCUGCAGGUUCAAGUAAUGAUUGAAUCGAUUCAGGCUCCAACCAGCCCCGAAAUCAAGAGUCAUGGCACUUCGCUUGGAUCUAUUUCGAACUUCAUGCUUUUCAACAAUUGGGAACCGGACAUGUUGCACCCAAUACACGUUGCUGCUCUUACUGCAGACGAAGUUGCUAUCAAUCGCCUAUCUAACGAUCCCAGAUCGGUUCUCUUAUCCUCACGUGGAUUCAGCCCAAUUCAUUUUGCUUGCAUUGGCGGGCAUCUGUCGGUGCUCGACCUCUUGCUCAAAAGUGGUAUGGAGGCCAACUCAGGUGGCGGUAGAGUCCCUACUCCAUUGCAUUGUUGUGUAUUCUUCAACGAAGAGGAGGCAUGCGCAGCCGCUGCUCUUCUCAUAGCGCAUGGAGCUGAUCCGAGUAUCGAAAUUGAUGAGGUUGACUGGGAGUACCAUGACAUACAACCACUUGGAACCCCACGUGAUUGGGCAAUAGAGUGUCGACAUAGAUCGCUUAAUCAAUAUCUACUGCCUUUCGAAAAAGAUGAGGAGUACAUGGCGAUGAUCGCAAGGUCAUUUUUCUGGGAGCUUGGUGGAGACCUCAAGGAGCAUUUUCGUGAAGCCGGCAAGGUCCCAUCAUCCGAAUCACACAUACACAGUGUUCUUCAACCAAUCGCAAUGUGGAUCGCACAUGGGGCCAAUUAUUCGGAGGCAAUGAGACGAACAGCUCAGUUGUGCAUCGAACACGAUCAAGAGUAUGGCCUCUGCAAAGGGCAGAAUACGAAUUGGGAAAGUCUUAUGCUCCUCAUCAACAACGCACGCUUUGAGGACGACUUUGUGCUCGUUCACGCCUAUUUGGACUUUCUGCCAGUUGAAGAAGUGAAACGACAAGAAUGUGAUGGACGAACAGCUCUUUCAGACGCAAUAUAUCGCGCACAAGACAAGAGGAUAUGGACCGACGUUAUUCAAAAGUUGGUGAACAUGUACACCAUAAAGGAAUUAGAGGUCAACGUAUUGGCAAGGCACGACGACCCAAGUCCGCCGAGCGAGGUAUAUCUAUCCUAUUACAAGUACUUCCCCACAAAGUUCUAUCCAUAUUUGCACUGGGCGACAUUGCAUGAAUCCAUUAUUGGAGCUCGCAUUCUACUGCAAAAGGGUGUAGAAGUUAACCAGACCUGUUCCGAGAAAAACUUCGAGACCCCCUUCGCGACUUGUCUUGGACAAAGAGAGUCGGCAGAUAUGUACAACCUGCUUCUAAGUUAUGGGGGAAGGAUGGAUCCUAGAGACCCCACCUACUGUGAUUCCAUGCUCGAAGUCCACCUACUCCGUUUGGAAAAUGACUAUGACUUUCUUGAGAUAGCAAUGCGGAAGGAAAAAGAACUGGGUACUUUCGCACAGUCCCUCCAUGGCGCCUUCGAUAACGCAAUCGACCUCUUUUCUUCUACUUCACGGAACCUACCCAAUGGCUCUGAGUACUUGCUGGGAUCGAAUUUAACGGCAGAACACAUCAACGAGCGGGACAAGCUGGGCCGGACACUAAUACAAAAAUCGGCGAAAGGACUCAGCGCUGAAGUUGUGAAGCUUCUGCUGGAAGCAGGCGCAGACGCUAGCAUUACAUUCGAGGAUGAAACAUCAGGAAAUCAUCUGACACCAUUGGAGAUGGCUUGUAUUACCGGCAGAUCGUUCAACCGCGUCUCAUAUACAGUAGAGUCCAAAGCACGGUUAAUAUCGAAACGAGACGCAUUGCCAGUCGCCUCAGAACUACUGCAAUGGCAUCACGCCAGGUCUGAUGGAUUAUUCGAAGGUAUAACGAAGCUUCAUCUUGCAGCCUAUAUACACUCGGAAAAGGAUAUAAGAGUGCUACUCGACGCUGAGUACAAUCCAGAGGCGAAGGGCAGGUGGCCUAACAUUCCAUAUCUAGUUACGCCGAAAGCUCUAUGUCGGGCCAGGCACGACUACUGGUCAAAGCAAACAGGUACUCAAAACGAAGAUGUGGCACGUGCUUCCCCCGAAAGUGGUAUUGCGCCAGAAGCUCCUUGCCACAGUAACGAUCCUUUUUGGGACAUUCCUGUAUGGGACGUAGAAGAGCUGGACGGCAUGGACAGUGAAGUGAAGGAGUUCUUUUUAUCCCUCGAUUUUGAGGCCACAGCGGAACGAUUACGCACUAUAGAUGCCAUGCUUCCGGGCUAA
This is a messenger RNA of Didymosphaeria variabile, 2274 nucleotides long. RefSeq lists its product as uncharacterized. The record is from RefSeq and is a predicted model, not a curated record. Bases 1 to 2274 code for a protein of 757 amino acids. Gene Ontology annotation, molecular function: protein binding. Lineage: Eukaryota; Fungi; Ascomycota; Dothideomycetes; Pleosporales; Didymosphaeriaceae. The transcript has a single exon.